AUGUCAUCAGUAGCCAAUUUAUUCAUUGAUAAGAAACAAGCACCACCACAUGAAGAUCAAGGCAUAAUGGACAUUGGUAAAAAUUGUUCUUAUUGCAACCAACUAGAUUUCCUUCCAUUCACUUGUGAAUUUUGUAAAAAGACAUACUGUUCCAAUCAUCGAACUUUAGAACAACAUCAUUGUCCACAUAAGGAUAAGUUUUACAAUCAACCGCCAAAACUAGACGACACUUUAUCUUCUAUUUCUAGUUCAACUACUGUAUCUUCUAAAUCGUUGUUUCCUGAUAGAGAAGCAGAUAGGAAAUUGAUUGAUGCGAGGUUGAAAAGUCCUGAGCCUACUACUAUUAAGGAAACGCAAUUUAGAGUUGGGGAUGUAGCUGGUUCCAAUGCAUUUAAAAAAUUUCAAAAGUUUCUCAAUAUACAAAAGGAUAGGAAGAGUAGAACUGGAGGUGAUGGUGGAUCUAUAUCAAGGCUAUUUGGUAAGAAGUCAUCCACUACUACAACUAGUAAGUAUGCAGAUAUGGCAAGAUUGAAAAAAUAUGCUCAAGGAGAUGCAAAAAUUCCCUUAUCUGAUAGAAUAUACAUUUGGUGUGUAUAUGUAAAAGAUCCCAACAUUUGCAUGAAUAUUGAACAAGACAAGAAACCAGUUUACAUAUCCAAGAAUUGGGUAAUUGGUAAAUCGCUAGAUUCAAUAGCGGAAAAGCUGCGAAUCCCUAAUAUAAAUAAUCUGACUACUAAAGCUGAUGAACGAUUGAAUAUUUUCAAAAUUGAUGAAGUUAAAAAUGAUGAACCUAGAUUGGUGAAAAAUUCAGACAAGUCAAGUAUAUUGAAAAAUGGGGAUAUUAUAUACUUAGUUAGAGGAGUGAUAUAG
Lodderomyces orthopsilosis Co 90-125 is the source of this 870-nucleotide messenger RNA. RefSeq lists its product as uncharacterized. NCBI's taxonomy places the organism in Eukaryota, Fungi, Ascomycota, Pichiomycetes, Serinales, Debaryomycetaceae. Gene Ontology annotation, cellular component: cytoplasm. Bases 1 to 870 code for a protein of 289 amino acids. The record is from RefSeq and is a predicted model, not a curated record. Gene Ontology annotation, molecular function: zinc ion binding. The transcript has a single exon.